Messenger RNA from Hypanus sabinus (Atlantic stingray), 2569 nucleotides. Its product is annotated as zinc finger protein 229-like. Gene Ontology annotation, biological process: regulation of transcription by RNA polymerase II. Gene Ontology annotation, cellular component: nucleus. The transcript has 2 exons. NCBI's taxonomy places the organism in Eukaryota, Metazoa, Chordata, Chondrichthyes, Myliobatiformes, Dasyatidae. The record is from RefSeq and is a predicted model, not a curated record. Bases 691 to 2037 code for a protein of 448 amino acids. Gene Ontology annotation, molecular function: DNA-binding transcription factor activity, RNA polymerase II-specific; RNA polymerase II cis-regulatory region sequence-specific DNA binding.
CAGGGCACAAUUCGCCCGCAAUGACCCGCGAUCAACUGCGCAGGCGUAAGAAGUGCCCAAAAAAAUUAUUCCCGCAAUUGCGCAUGCGCAGAACACAACGGACAAACUGGUGAAUCGGCAGCAGGAAGAAGCGGGGCUGCGGCUUCGGGAUUCAUCAGUACUGGAGUCGGCACUGCGGCUAACGGAAAACUGCUGUGAGUUCCGGGUUAGAAAUGGUGAAGUUGUGAACGGGAAUCUCAAACUCGAGCACCUCAGGUUUGCUGCGUCUGUGCAGAUUUUAAGGAGUGACCAGAUAUUUCCUCUGUACCACCAAUAUAUUUAUUGCGAUCGUUGGAGAUGAAGAACUAUUACAUUCCAGCUGGGAAUGUGCUUUGUGACUGAGAUGAAGAUUUUUGUUGUGACUCAGUGAAAUCCACUAGAACUGACGUGCUGAGAACACUAGGUCUUCAACUGCAUUGAUUGUACAAGGGAGUCACUACGUCAAUCAUCUGACUUAAUGAAUUGCUAGAGAAUUGACAGUAGGGAGAUAUCAUUCUCGUUCUGUCACGUGGAAGGGAUUCACUCAGUUAUCUGACCAACUGUUCUCACUGUUCAGUUCACCUUGGAGAGAGGCUGUUCACCUCAGAAUGUGGGAAGGAAUCCAUUAAGUCAUCUGACCUACUGACACACCAAUCAGUUCACACUGGGAAAAUGCCGUUUACUUGCUCAGACUGUGGAAAGGGAUUCUCUUUCUCAUCCAACUUACAAAGACAUCAGCGAGUUCACACUGGGGAGAGGCCAUUCACCUGCUCAGACUGUGGGAAGCGAUUCACUAGACAAUCUCACCUGCAGUCACAUCAGUCAGUUCACACCGGGGAGAAACCAUUCACCUGUUCAGAAUGUGGGAAGGGAUUCACUCAGUCAAAUGAGCUUCUCAGACACCAGUCAGUUCACACUGGGGAGUGGUUGUUCACUUGCUCAGAUUGCGGGAAAGGAUUCAAUUCGUUAUCUGCUCUUCACAGACACCAGUCAGUUCACGCUGGGAAGGGGUUGUUCACCUGCUCAGAUUGUGGGAAAGGAUUCAAUUCGUUAUCUGCCCUUCACAGACACCAGUCAGUUCACACUGGGAAGGGAUUGUUCACUUGCUCAGAUUGUGGGAAAGGAUUCUCUCGGUUAUCUGAACUGAAAAUACAUCAGCGAGUUCACACUGGGGAGAGGCCAUUCAACUGCUCAGACUGUGGGAAGCGAUUCGCUAGGUCAUCUCUCCUGUACAGACAUCAGCGAAUUCACACUGGGGAGAGGCCAUUCACCUGCUCCGUGUGUGGGAAAGGGUUUGCUCGCUCAUCCCACCUAAAGAGACAUGAAUCAACUCACAGUGUGAAGAAACCAUUCACCUGCUCAGACUGUGGAAAGGGAUUUUCCCAAUCAUCAGACCUACUGACACACCAGUCAGUUCACACGGGAGAGUGGUUGUUCACCUGCUCAGAUUGUGGGAAAGGAUUCAUCUCGUCAUCUCAACUGAAAACACAUCAGCGAGUUCACACUGGGGAGAAGCCGUUCACCUGCUCAGACUGUGGGAAGGGAUUCGCUCAGUUAUCCACCCUACAGGCACACCGGCGACUUCACUCUGGGGAGAAACCAUUCACCUGCUCAGACUGUGGUAAGCAAUUCACUCAGAUAACCAGGCUGCAGACACACCUGCGAGUUCACACUGGUGAGAGGCCGUUCUCCUGCUCUGAAUGUGGAAAAGGAUUCAGUCGGUUUUCUGAACUGAAAAUACAUCAGCGAGUUCACACUGGGGAGAGGCCAUUCACCUGCUCAGACUGUGGGAAGCGAUUCACUAGUUCAUCUCUCCUGUACAGACACCAGCGAGUUCACACUGGGGAGAGACCAUUCACCUGCUCCGUGUGUGGGAAAGGGUUUGCUCGAACAUCCCACCUACAGAGACAUGAGUCAACUCACAGUGUGAAGAAACCAUUCACCUGCUCAGACUGUGGAAAGGGAUUUUCCGAAUCAUCAGACCUACUGACACACCAGUCAGUUCACACGGGAGAGUAGUUGUUCACCUGCUCAGACUGUGGGAAGGGAUUCGCUGAGUUAUCCACCUUCCAGGCACACCAGCGACUUCACUCUGGGGAGAAACCAUUCACCUGCUCAGACUGUGGUAAGCAAUUCACUGAGAUAACCAGGCUGCAGACACACCUGCAAGUUCACACUGGUGAAAGGCUGUUCUGCUCUGAAUGUGGGAAGCUAUUCAGUCGGACAUCCGAACUUACGAAACACUACCGAGUUCACAGAGAGGACACAAUUUUAAUAUGCCUCAUGCUGGAUAUUUAACCAUCAAAUUUGCUGAAGUCAGAGACGAAUUCAAAAGAGACUGUUGGUGUUGAACUCCAGUAAUUUUUGCUGCUGCUUAUCACAUCCAGUUCUACAUCCUGGCCUCUGGAACUGAGAGGAGUUUCUUCUGCUGAUGUUCACCUUUAAUCCUUUAAUGGGAGUGGAAAUUAAUUUUCUGGAUACAUUAUUAAUAAAUCAUUUGUAUUUUAAACUUUGCCUCAGGUACUUGCUGGAUUUACAACUCACCCCAUGU